ACUGGUUUUCAGUUGGCACAUUUUUAUGUUGCACAGGAUCUUUCGUCGUUUCCCCUGAAACAAGCGAACUCAUUCAAGGGACUGAAGCUGAAGGUCCUAUACCAAACGUUCAACGAUGUUUUUGACAAGAUCGGAAUAUGACAGAGGUGUAAACACAUUCUCUCCUGAAGGAAGAUUGUUCCAGGUUGAAUAUGCUAUUGAGGCCAUAAAGUUGGGCUCUACAGCCAUUGGCAUUCGGACAUCAGAGGGAGUGUGUCUGGCUGUGGAGAAGAGGAUCACCUCUCCCCUGAUGGAGCCCAACAGCAUUGAGAAGAUAGUGGAAAUUGACAGUCACAUCGGAUGUGCCAUGAGUGGCUUGAUAGCUGAUGCAAGGACUCUCAUCGACAAAGCCAGAGUGGAAACACUGAACCACUGGUUUGUUUACAAUGAGAAAAUGACAGUGGAGAGUAUAACACAGGCGGUGUCCAACCUGGCCCUGCAGUUUGGAGAGGAGGAUGCUGAUCCUGGUGCCAUGAGUCGACCAUUCGGUGUAGCACUUCUGUUUGGGGGAGUGGAUGAAAAAGGACCACAGCUGUACCAUAUGGACCCGUCAGGAACCUUUGUAGAGUGUGAUGCUCGUGCCAUUGGUUCAGCAUCUGAGGGAGCACAGAGUUCUCUGCAAGAAGUCUACCACAAGUCUAUGACAUUAAAAGAUGCAAUCAAGUCAUCCCUCACUAUUCUGAAGCAGGUGAUGGAGGAGAAGCUCAACGCCACUAAUAUUGAGCUGGCAACGGUGGAGCCGGGGAAGACUUUCCACAUGUACUCCAAGGAGGAGCUGGAAGAUGUCAUCAAGGAUAUCUAGAAAAACACCUGUAAUUUGUGGUUUGACUUCUGGACAGAAAGGGGCAGGACAUAAAAACACACAAACAAAUAUUUCCGGGUUAGGGAUAGGGGCGGGAAAACCUUUUGUACAAAUCAAUUCUGAAAUUAAACUGUUGUAUUCAGAAAUA
Cynoglossus semilaevis (tongue sole) is the source of this 989-nucleotide messenger RNA. RefSeq names its product proteasome 20S subunit alpha 5 (gene psma5). Gene Ontology annotation, cellular component: proteasome core complex; proteasome core complex, alpha-subunit complex. Gene Ontology annotation, biological process: proteasome-mediated ubiquitin-dependent protein catabolic process. The record is from RefSeq and is a predicted model, not a curated record. The transcript has 10 exons. Bases 116 to 841 code for a protein of 241 amino acids. Lineage: Eukaryota; Metazoa; Chordata; Actinopteri; Pleuronectiformes; Cynoglossidae.